CAGUGACACACACAAAACAGCAAAUAAAGAAAAAAUAGUAUCGGGGGAAUGAAAUGCAGAGCAUGAGCAUGAAACUUUGUUCCUCUGUACCAUUCAAUUCAAUUUUUCCAUUUACGCACCAAAUCCUAACGAAUCUAAUAUACUUUCUAGCAUAGCAUAGCAUAGAUUAUAUUAAAUACUCUGUUACUUGUAACCACCAAAACCCUCAAACCUACCUAACUCACUCGAUCCCUUUCUGUUCAAUUCCAUGGCUUAAAGAUUUUGAGCUGCUGCAUCAAUUCAAUUAAUUAGGUUCAUUUGAUCACUAUGCAGGCCAGACAACGGAGUCCGCGAGGGUUUUACGCCUCCGAGUACCGCCAGCAGCGUGACGGAGGGCUCGGGAGAGGCCGGAGAGGCGGCGGCGACAUUUUCGUUGAGGCAGGGCGGCUUGCGGCGGAGUAUUUGGUCUCCCAGGGGCUGCUGCCGCCCAACGCGCUUCCGCCGCCGCCCAAGUGGCAGCAGAACCAUAAGAGUCCGGCGGAGGGCGGCGGGCGGCAGUCGGCCCUGACGCGGCUCGGGAGUGUUGAUGGGAGGAGGAAAUUGGGUGGGUUUGAUGAGUUUGGGCAGAAGGGAGGAGGGAGGAGGAGGGGGAGUUUCAACAGGAGCAAUGGGAUGGAUUGGGGGAAGGAGCAUAGGAGGAACGGGUCUUGGUCUGAUCGGGUUCGUGCCGGUGGUGGUGAGGAUGAUGAUUAUGAGAGUGGUGGAUUUACUGUUAGACACCAGGGUGAGGAGGAUCAGCACCAGUAUCAGUACCAGUACCAGCAGCAGCAUCAGAAUAGUGUUGAUGAUGCUUCGGUGAAAUCGAAUUCGAAUUUGAAUGAAUUCGUGCCAAGGAGUGAGGAUGGUGGUGAUUUGAAUGAUAAGGAUAGGGAUAAGGAGAGGGUGAAUGCUGAAGUGUUGGAGGUGAAGCCGAGUGGUGUAGGGAAAGAUGCGAGUGAUGUGGAUAUGGAGGUUGGUGUUGGUAAUGAUUUGGAGAGUGUGAGUGUUGGGCUUAAGGAGGUGAAAGAUGGUGGCAGCAGCGACGAUGAUAGUGAGAGAUUGAGGAAUGUGUCUGCUCAGUUGAGUGAUCAGGAGAAUAGUAGCUCUGGUGGGGUUGUUGCUAAUUUGGUUUCGCUGUGCAAGUCUGUCAAGGUGCCCACCAGGAGGCGAUCUUCGGUUACGCGCAAGAAUUUGAAGGCCGAGAACAACCCAGAUGGGAGUGGGACUGCACAAGAUGUCGGGGAUCUUCAAGUAGCUGAGGAAGUGGUGCCUGAAAAUGAGUCUGUUAAAGGAUCCUCAUCGGGUGAUUUGCUAGGUGAGAAAAGUUAUGAUAUAGUACAUGUUGACGCGGACGUUGCCGAGGUGGAACCUGUUCAUGCUGCUGAGGAUGUGAAAGAAUUAGAUGCUGUGUGUAAAGCCGGGGAAGUUCAGUAUGUAACAUGUCAAUCUGGUCAGGAUAGCGGUUUUAUGCAGGAUAACAACCAAGAGUCUGGUGCUACACUACCAGAGUAUGGAGGUUGCAGUUCCUUGGCUGAGGAACGUGGUGAAAAGCGUGUUGCCGAAGAUGAUGAUGAUGUGAGGGAGGACAACAAGAAGCUGAGAGAAUGGGUGCCUUCCCUUGUUCCUAAGACUGGAGGUGGGGGAUACUUUCUGCAUAGUAACCCAAUUGAAGUGAAAGAGAGCUCAGUAGAAGAUGAAAUUUCACAUAUUGACAAAGUGACCAUGGCUUCUGAUCAGGGGAGCCUGAUGAGUAGUGGUUCUCAGUUCACAGAAGGUGGAGAUAGACCCUUUCUUCAAUGUUCAGAGGAAAAGCCUUCUUUGCUGAGUUCGUUUAGAACCUGUGAUCUGAAUCUCAUUGAAGCAUCUGAAGUGCAUGAAAAUCAUGUUGAUCAUCCAGUUCUGAUUUACCCCCCUGCAGUUUCUGAAACAAAGAAAGCUGUGCCAAUUGACAUAGAUCUGACCAUGAGUCAUGCUAGUGUAUCAGGGAAAUUCAAUACUCAUGCAACAAAUGGCAAAGAGAUUGAAGUAAUUGAUUUAGAAAAUGAUGAUUCCAUUCAAGAAGAGAAGUCAAUCGACAAUAUGGAUAGAAAGACAGAGACUAUGUUUCCUGGCCUUGAAGGUUUUUCUAGCCAUGCUCAAAAUGCUGCUGACAUGCAUGAUGUUCAGGAUGGAUAUGGGCUUAUGAUAUCAGAGUUGCUUGGGCCAGAUUUCCCUAACUGUUCUUCAGUACCUGGUGACAUAAACUCUGUGCACAAUGAAAUGGGCCUUCAAAGUGGAACGGGGACACUUGCUGAGGAUGAUUCCAUAUAUAUGUCGCUUGGAGAAUUAAAGAGCUUGCUAGAGAGGUUUAUAUGGAGAAAACACUAUAAGGUGUUUGGAUUAGUGUGCUGCCUGCAUAAUGCUCCUUGUAUUUUGAGGCAACCUUUGCUGUCAUGGUUUGGGAGAUUUAACAUAGUUAUUUAACAGUUUGAGAUGAUUCAUGGUGAGGAAGAUCCCUCUAUUUUCUAUUAUCAUUCCUCACUAUUCCACGUGCAUACAGUUGGUUGUCUAUGCGGGUGAUGUUGUCAUAAUGUCAUAACUGAUUGUGAUAAGGAAAAUAUCUGCCAACUGCAAAGCACAUUUUUUACCCAUGAUUCUGGGUAUUGAAGUGUUUCAAUAUUACUGGUGUUGCAAUCUCGUCUCAUGUAGAAAAUAUGGACUGGGUGUACUGGAGGAUACUGAAAUGACAAACUGCUGACCUGUUUUUGCACUUGUGGAUCCAAAUGUCAAGUUGAACUAGCUCACUAUCAUCUGAUCAGAUAUUUCCUUUGUUGUGAGC
Messenger RNA from Glycine soja, 2836 nucleotides. RefSeq lists its product as uncharacterized. The record is from RefSeq and is a predicted model, not a curated record. The coding region runs from base 307 to 2481 and encodes 724 amino acids. Lineage: Eukaryota; Viridiplantae; Streptophyta; Magnoliopsida; Fabales; Fabaceae. The transcript has 4 exons.